GUGAUGGCACGUUGCGCUCUUUCACACAUCAACUCAAUUGUUGCACAUUGAUGAAAAAUAACUGCACGUGAGUAACUUGUUACAAACUUUAAAAACACAAAUACAAAUAUUUGUUACACAAUAUUCGGUAAAAUUACCAAAAAUGGUAUCAGACUUCCGAAAAAAGAAACUGUUGCACGUGUACAAUGCAUUCUUUGACGCCGACCGAAGCGGCUCCAUAAAUAAGGCUGAUUUUGAAUUUGCAAUCACCAAGAUAUCUGCCAAAAGAGGUUGGAAACAUGGCGACGAAAGGCAUCAAAAGCUGAAAGACAAAAUGAUGAAGAUUUGGGAAGGUUUGCAGCAAGAAGCCGACGAAAACAACGAUGGAGAAGUUAGCAAGGAAGAAUGGACAGCGCUUUGGGAUAAAUAUGCUAAAAAUCCAACGAAAGCUAGCGACUGGCAGAACAUUUAUUGUGAAUUAACGUUUUGGUUGGAAGACACUAGUGACGAUGGAGCAAUUGAUGCUCAGGAGUUCUCAUCUUUAUAUGAAUCUUUUGGGUUGGAUAAAGAAGAGUCGAUUGAUUGUUUUAAGAAGAUGGCGGGAGGUAAACAGAAGAUAGACUGGCCGCAUUUCCAGGAGUUAUGGAGGGAAUAUUUCGCAGCAGAAGACAAAGAGAAACCUGGGAACUUAAUUUUUGGCUGUUACGUAUGUAGCAUCAAUCCUGACUCUCAUUCUCACUCGCAUUCACAUUAAUGUUAAUUAUUCUAUUAAAAUUUA
Plodia interpunctella (Indianmeal moth) is the source of this 757-nucleotide messenger RNA. RefSeq names its product calexcitin-1-like. Bases 143 to 733 code for a protein of 196 amino acids. The transcript has a single exon. The record is from RefSeq and is a predicted model, not a curated record. Gene Ontology annotation, molecular function: calcium ion binding. Lineage: Eukaryota; Metazoa; Arthropoda; Insecta; Lepidoptera; Pyralidae.